Molecule: messenger RNA, 1135 nt
Organism: Polistes dominula (European paper wasp)
Lineage: Eukaryota; Metazoa; Arthropoda; Insecta; Hymenoptera; Vespidae
Product: STING ER exit protein
Biological process (GO): endoplasmic reticulum to Golgi vesicle-mediated transport; endoplasmic reticulum membrane organization
Source: RefSeq, a predicted model, not a curated record
UGAAUUACAGUGUGCGUGCUAAUUGUUUACGCGUAGCGAAGUUGUUUAUAAAAUUAUUUGACAUUUUUAUUUGAAUAAAAGUAAUUUAAAAAGUGAAAGAAAAUGCCGAAAGUAGUUUCAAGAAGUAUAAUAUGCUCUGAUACGAAAGAUCAAGAAGAAUAUGGCGAAGAAAAACCAUUACACAUUUAUUACUGUUUAUGUGGUCAAAUGACGUUGAUUUUAGAUUGUGCUAUUGAAAAAUUACCAUUAAGAAAAAGAGAUGGAGCAAGGGUUAUUGAUGGCAGUAAACAUGCACAUAAAAUGACCUGCGAACAAGAUGAAGUCGUUUACCUUAAGCGUCCAGAAGGAAUAGAAAAACAAUAUCGACAAAAAUGUAAAAAAUGCGGUCUAUUCUUGUAUUACAAACAUGAUUUAAAUGUGAACGUGGUGUUUAUCGUGAAAGGUUCAGUGAUAAAGAGUUCUGGAGAAGGUCCAAUGACCGAUAUAUAUAAUCAAGUAGCAAUUGAAAAACCUAAGAAGAUAAUGGUUACUAAACAUACCAAAAAUAUGGGUAAAUUCAGUUCAGUAACUGUAUCAACGAUAGACGAAGAAGAAGAUGAGAUUGAAGCAAGAGAAGUUGCUGACUCGUAUGCGAAUAAUGCAAGAAUUAUAGAAAAACAAUUGGAAAGAAAAGGUAUGAAUAAAAGAAAAUCAAUACCACCGACGGAAACAAAUAUUAAACGGACAAGACCUAGAGGAACUUUAUUAGAUGUAUAGUUUUCCAACAAUUUUUGUCCAUAUCGUCGCAGUAAUUUAAUAAUUGUGAUAUAUUGUAAAUAAUACUUUUCUGUAAUUAUUAAUAUAAUUUUUUUUGAAACUCUUUAAUUUAAGGUAAUCAUUGGUAUAAUUUAAUUAGUAAAUAUAUUUUUAACACUUUUAGAUGUUUAUUAACAUUACAUAAAAGUAAUUAAUAUACAAAUGACUAGAUUAUAAACAUUGCAUAAAAAUUUACAUUGCAAAAUAUAGAUUAGAAUUUAAUAAAUAAAUAUAUAUUAACGUACAGUAUUGCUUAAGGCGAAGCAAGAAGUUUCUUUUUCUUUUUGUAUGUUGUGUAGAUGUUUCGAUGAAGAUAAAAACAAAAUUAUAUUAUUCUAAG